GAAGUGACCUUUCCCUGGAGCGGAAGGACGCUCUAGCCGCCAAGUGGUGCUAGACCCGGAAGUGUCCGGCUACAAUUGCAACGCCUGACACCCAGGAAGCGAAAGGAGGUGGGCUGCCGCACUCUUCCGGCUGCGGUCGCCUAGUAACGCACGGCAGGUGGGUUCCGAGUAGCUGUCAAUGUUUCCGGGCUCGGGUCUUGCCUGCCAUUUAACCCCAGGCACAAGGCUAGGUGAGGGCCGCCGUCCCCAGGGAAGUUUGUUGUCCUGCCUUAGAACACACCCAUCUAUUUGCAGGCCUAGACUGGGUGCCUGCCUUUGUAAACAAGGAGAGAUCAGUAACAUAUCAACAGGAACUUCCAGAAAGGUCUUAUUUCAAAUCUUCAUAAAGAACAAGAGCCACGUGGACUUCAGGGGACAUUGAACUGGCCUGAGUUUUGAGGGAUUGGAUAACAUAAUGUGUGAUGAAACUGAAACUGACACAAAGGAAGUCAAAUGGCAGAAAGUCUUAUAUGAGCGACAGCCCUUCCCUGAUAACUACGUGGACCGGCGGUUCCUGGAAGAGCUCCAGAAAAACAUCUAUGCCCGGAAAUACCAAUAUUGGGCUGUGGUAUUUGAGUCCAGUGUGGUGGUACAGCAGCUUUGCAGCGUCUGUGUUUUUGUGGUUAUCUGGUGGUAUAUGGAUGAGGGUCUGCUGGCUCCCCACUGGCUUUUUGGAACUGGCCUGGCAUCUUCAUUAAUUGGCUAUGUGCUGUUUGAUCUAAUUGAUGGAGGUGAGGGACGGAAGAAGAGUGGGAGGACCCGUUGGGAUGACCUCAAGAGUGCCCUGGUCUUUAUUACUUUCACAUACGGUUUUUCACCAGUGCUGAAGACCUUGACAGAAUCUGUUAGCACAGACACUAUCUAUGCCAUGUCAGUGUUUAUGCUGUUAGGCCACCUCAUCUUCUUUGAUUAUGGUGCCAACGCUGCCAUUGUAUCCAGCACACUGUCUUUGAACAUGGCCAUCUUUGCUUCUGUCUGCCUGGCCUCACGUCUACCCCGGUCUCUGCAUGCCUUCAUCAUGGUGACAUUUGCUAUCCAGAUUUUUGCCCUGUGGCCCAUGUUACAAAAGAAACUGAAGGCAUUUACUCCCCGCAGCUAUGUGGGGGUCACACUGCUUUUUGCAUUUUCAGCCCUUGGAGGCCUGCUGUCCAUUAGUAGUGUGGGGGCUGUACUGUUUGCCCUUCUGCUGAUUUCCAUAUCCUGUCUCUGCCCUUACUACCUCAUUCGCCUGCAGCUUUUUAAGGAAAACAUUCACGGGCCUUGGGAUGAAGCUGAAAUCAAAGAAGACUUGUCCAGGUUCCUAAGCUAAGUUAGGAACUUCCACUACAUGAUGAAAGCAAGCUGAUUAGACUCACAUCUUAACCAUCAUAAUAUCUGAAGGAAUAGUUCCAUUCUGGAAGCACCAUGCUAAUAUGGGUGAGACAAGCGAUCAGAAGAACAUGGUUAACCAAAGGCUUUAGAUGGAAAAGUUUUCUAGUGCCCUCUUGAAUUACCUGCUAUAACAAAUGAACAAAUGAGGUGAUGUGGUUUCUAUUUAUUAAAAAACAACAA
This is a messenger RNA of Perognathus longimembris pacificus (Pacific pocket mouse), 1590 nucleotides long. It is a transcript of the gene Pigc, whose product is annotated as phosphatidylinositol glycan anchor biosynthesis class C. Lineage: Eukaryota; Metazoa; Chordata; Mammalia; Rodentia; Heteromyidae. The coding region runs from base 455 to 1348 and encodes 297 amino acids. The record is from RefSeq and is a predicted model, not a curated record. The transcript is spliced from 2 exons. Gene Ontology annotation, biological process: GPI anchor biosynthetic process. Gene Ontology annotation, cellular component: glycosylphosphatidylinositol-N-acetylglucosaminyltransferase (GPI-GnT) complex; membrane.